AUGAGCCAACAAAAAGAAACCGCAUGGCUUCGAUGGCAAGAAAAAGUUAUCCCUUCUUUCUCAGAAUUCAUUCGUUCAAAUGUUGACUUCAUAGCCAGAUCAUCUACUCAAAUGAGUAACUUCCAAAGACUGGAGGGAGCAUGGACGAAGCAUUUCAAUUUAAGUGCAAAAAUACUGAAUAUAGAGGGAAAUUUUCAACAUUGCAAACAUAGUAGUGUUAGGGAGCUUCAGUUGGGCUUACUGGCUGCAGUGACUAUUGACAAAGAAGACUGGUCUUGUAUUGCUGAAAAAUGGCAUAUGAAUGAAGACUUACCUAUUGAUAAUGUUCCUUUCGAAUUAGAAUGUAAUUUGCCAAAUUUCACUUUAGAUGAAAUAGAAGAAUCAAAGAAUUUUACAACACAUAAUUCCAAUGUUGACAAAUAUCCAUCUUGUAUUUCCCCUAAAAAAAACGAGAAUGAAGAAUUUACUACUGAUAAUAUUCCUUUCGAAUUUGAAUAUAAUUUCCCAUAUUUCACUUUAGAUCAAUUAGAAGAAUCUGCAAUACAAGAUUUCAACGGCGAUAAUAAUCAUGAGAAUGAAAAUUUUAUUCUCAACAAUGUUCCUUGUGAAUUAGAAUAUGAUUUGACAAAUUCACUUUUAGAAUAA
Molecule: messenger RNA, 645 nt
Organism: Funneliformis mosseae
Lineage: Eukaryota; Fungi; Glomeromycota; Glomeromycetes; Glomerales; Glomeraceae
Source: the annotation of a GenBank genome assembly